GAUUUGCCGCCCUUUCCAAGAAACAAUGAUGGAGCGUGGAAUAAUACGAAUCACAACAACAAUGUGAUAGAUUCGUUACAAAUCCAAGAUGUGCUCUGCGAAAGAAUUGCCAACCUAAGUAAUUUUAGAGAUCAAGUAUGUCUUCAACCAAAUGUGGAUCAAAAAGAUCCAACAUCCGAAUGUUCCCCACCUCUUCAAAAUGAAUCCGUGCAAGUGAGUGUAGCUGAAGAAAAAGAAAACAAUCAAGUUUUCUUGCAUCCUCAACCUAAAAUCAGUUCAGAUGUAGUUGGGUCGAGAGAAGUUGAAAGCUGUCUUAAAAGUAGUGAUCCCUUAAAAAUUGUUGUUGAUGACAACAGUGUAAAGGAGACAAGAAAAGAGGUCGGAAUUCAGAAAAAGCAGUACUUUCCUGCCGCUCUCAGCAGAGAACAGGAAGUAGAAAGACUACAAGAGAAAUUCUCUUCUGCUCCAUUUUGGGAAGGGUUUGGCUCUUCUGCAACCACCAAAAAGUGGAGUCCUAAUCCUACUGAUAGAAUGGUGCGCAUCGGGGAGUUUUCUCCUUCAAACCCAGACUUGCAGGCACCAGGUAAAGCCUUACUAGGUUUGGGUGAAUAUGAAGAUAGACGACGUCAACUCCUGGAGAAGAAAAAGCAGGAAUACAAGGAAUAUCUCUCUCAAAAUCGUAACACAUUGCAAAAGACUGAUCAUCUUCAGCACCCAUCAACCAAGAGCAGCUUUGAUCAGCCUACUCCUCAAAUAAUUCUGACAACUGAUAAUCUAAAUGGAUCUGUAAAUUCUGUUGAUGCUGCAACCCAAACUGAAAGUUGGCUCGCUGAACAAUUCCACAAGGAAAGUUCUUCAUCUCAUGCAGAACAUAAUCAUGUAGCUCAAUCAGCAGACACUUUGAUGCAGCCAUUAAGUCCCAGAGAAAAACAUAAUAUGGAACUCCGACAUCAUUGUGCACCCUGCUUUGUGUCUCUUGCCCAUGCAUCACAAACAACAGAGCAACUGCCUGAUGCUCGAAUGAGACAACUUCAAUUGCAAGAAGAAUUGCGCUUACAAAUAGAAGAAAAACGUAAACUAGAAGCUGAACGCCGUGCACAGGAGAGAAAAGAAGAGGAGGCUCUUCAGAAAAGAGUUGCUGAACAGCAGGCCCGACUCCAAGCUGAGUUUGAAAGAGAUGAAAAACUGAGGCGUGAUCGAGAGAUCCAGAAACAGCAACAGAUAGAAGAAUUUCAAAGGCGUCAAGAAGAAUUGAAGGCAGAAUCUGAAGCCUUGAAGCAAGAAGGUCGAAGGCAAAAAUUACAUGCUUCUGAAAUAAACAGUCAAGCGCCCUUUUCAGUUGAAAUUCCAGUUGGAGCUAAAAAUGCUCAUCUGGUUCCUCCAGCUGAGCCAGCCCCUGUGUCUAUUCUCAAGAGCACUUCUCCUCCCUUACGCAGCCCCAGAAGGGCGGCACAUGGCUCUCAGUAUCCAGAUGAAGGACCACCAUCUCCUAGAGCAUUGAUAAAGGUUUUGGAAGGACCCACGUUACCUCUUCACCUGGAAGAUUCUCUGCCCAUACCACUGAUGCCUGUUGUUCAUUCCAACUCCCAGUCACUUUCAUCUCAAAGAUCUCCCCACCGAUCUCGUCAUGUUUCGCCCAGCCGCUCACCUCGUCAUUCACCCCACCACUCACCUCAUCGUUCACCGCACCGUGCACCACGCAGGUCUCCCUCUCGAUUCAUUCCAGAGCAGAACUGGAAUGUACCUGUAGCACCACACCACCACCCUUCAACUAGAGGGCCUAGUGACGCUAUGCGCAAUUUAGAGGAACGUUGGAAGGUCCCUGCUGUCCAGAAAAAUGUGUGUGUACGUGGGAAGACAAACGUUCAGAACGGUGGUGGAAGUAAUGUACUCACACAACUUGGAGCUUUCAGACGACAGCUGCAAAUUGAACACAUGCGAAUGGAGGAAAAAGUUAAGGAAAAACAUCACCCUCAGCAUUACAAUCAACAAUAUUACCAGCAACAUAUAGCCAAGCGAAACCGACAGGAAUACUAAUUUUAGUUUAUAAUGGUGCCUUAAUUAAGCUUUACUUCUGUGAUAUUGAAGAUAUCUAUUUUAAUGUUAACUAAACCAAGCUCUCUACAAGCUCUGCUCUGUUUAACAGAGAUGAACGCACAAGGUGCUCAGAAUAUUUUAGUCUUCUUUUCUAUAUAUGCUUAAAAGCCUGAUUUUUUUAGAUAACACUAGUCAUACCAUAUUUUUGAUUUUUAUCAAACUAUUGCACAUGGCAGUUAGUUAUACUAUAUAUGUUACCUGUGACAUGAUAUUGUUUAAAAAUUUAUGAGCUUCCAAGUUGCUGCACUGUGCAGUGCAGCGUAGGCUAGCAUUUAUGAUAUUUUAUAGUGUAUCCUAUGAGGGAAUGUUUAUAAUUUGUUACAGGGCCACGACACAACAGUAUGUGGGUUUGCCUACUCGCUCCGCCCGUGAGGCGCCCUAUGGCCCCCUUAGAUUUUGCAAACCCACAACACUGUUGUGUCGUGUAGCCCUGACACACGGCAUGUUCAAGACCUUUAGUACUUGAUGUCUUUGUGGAAAAUAUAAUUUAACUGAAUCUCUGAA
Molecule: messenger RNA, 2601 nt
Organism: Frankliniella occidentalis (western flower thrips)
Lineage: Eukaryota; Metazoa; Arthropoda; Insecta; Thysanoptera; Thripidae
Product: centrosome and spindle pole associated protein 1-like
Biological process (GO): positive regulation of cytokinesis
Cellular component (GO): spindle pole; centrosome; microtubule
Source: RefSeq, a predicted model, not a curated record